Postia placenta MAD-698-R-SB12 is the source of this 2289-nucleotide messenger RNA. RefSeq lists its product as hypothetical. Lineage: Eukaryota; Fungi; Basidiomycota; Agaricomycetes; Polyporales; Adustoporiaceae. Gene Ontology annotation, biological process: tRNA wobble uridine modification. Gene Ontology annotation, cellular component: elongator holoenzyme complex. The coding region runs from base 1 to 2289 and encodes 762 amino acids. Gene Ontology annotation, molecular function: protein binding. The record is from RefSeq and is a predicted model, not a curated record. The transcript has 15 exons.
AUGCCGCUUGAUGCUGCCGUCAACUACAUCGCUGCCUCUACAAAUCGACAUCCUCAAGCGGGAGAUGCAUCAAGUCGCUCGUUGGUCGCAUUUGGGUCCUCCAAGCUUAUUGCAUUAUGGGACGCGAAGUGGAGACCGACUUCCUCUACUCGAGCACAUGACAAGUCCGUUUCUGCCAUGGCGGUCCUCGAGGAUGUUAUAGUUACGGCAGCCUCAGACUCUUCGGUGAAAAUAUGGAAGAUUGUGCAUGAAGAGCAGUCAGUGUUCUAUAUACACAUUGGCCACACAAUCUAUCAAGAUGUUCUCCUCGAGCAGCAGACAAUCUCUUUGCGGGGGCGAUAUGCGCUCUCUCUUAGCCUCUCACCACUUCCAGGAGCCCAAGGUGUGUUUUUUGCAUGCAUCUCUCGUUACACAGCCACCAUUCUGGCGAUUGGCGGCACAGACAAAAAUGUACAGAUAUGGACUCGCUCGGAUGCCCAGUUCGUCUCGUCCGCGAUUUUGUCAGGCCAUGAGGACUGGGUCCGCAGCUUAGCGUUCCGGCAACCAGAGAAAGACAGCGAUCCGCUCAUACUCGCAUCUGGCUCACAAGAUGCGACUAUACGACUAUGGAAUAUCGAGUCGUUCAUAUCCAAGUCUACGAACCGUACCGACGGCGAGUCAAGCACCGAAGUCAGUGACGAGCUACUUGACGCCUUCGAAGCAUCCUUGGCGGAGGUUGCGGUUGGCGAGGAGGGUGGCCGCCAGAUAUCCCUCAAGCGCCAUAUUCUCACCGUCAAGGGCUCACAAAAUAGUACGCAGCAGUUCUCCAUCACUUUUGAUGCGCUCCUCGUCGGCCACGAGGCCAGCGUCACCUCGCUCGCCUGGCGGCCUCUGCCUCCGUCCUCCUCGUCCUCCGCAGCUGCAUUUGAUCGCACCCCGACCCUGCUCUCCACCUCGACAGACUCCUCGCUCAUAUUGUGGUCCCCCUCCACCAUCCUCACCUCCACCUCCGCCCAGGAAAACGGCCAGGACGGCACAACGUCGCUUUGGAUCAACCGCCAGCGUUUCGGCGAUGUCGGCGGCCAGCGGCUCGGCGGAUUCGUUGGCGGGCUGUGGACGCGCGGCGGGGCAGAAGCUGGGCACAAUGGACCUGUAAGGGGUAUUUCGUGGAGUCCCGACGGCGAAUACCUCUUGUCUGCUAGCCAGGACCAGACCACACGCAUACAUGCUGCGAUUCCAACGACAUCUGGCGAUCAAUCCGCGAUUCCAAUUUGGCACGAGAUCGGCCGACCACAGGUGCAUGGCUAUGAUCUCAUCAACGUGGCCACCCUUGGACCCUUGCGGUUCGUCAGCAUUGCUGACGAGAAGGUAGCCCGGGUUUUCGAGGCGCCUCGCGAGUUCGUUGACAUUGUCAACAAUCUGAAAAUCGCGCAUCUGGCAGGCGAGGGCGAACGACCCCGCGCAGCAACUGUUCCGCCUCUCGGGCUGUCAAAUAAAGCAGUGAGCGAAGGUACAGUUCUACGCUUGGAGGGUGAGCUCGCUGCGUUCACACUUUGGCCUGAGGUCGAGAAGAUCUUCGGCCACGGGUAUGAGUCGAUCACAUUAACGGUAUCGAGGGCGAAAAGAUUCAUGGCCACAGCAUGCAAGGCGACGACUGCAGAUCACGCCGUCGUCCGCAUCUAUGACACGGAAAAGUGGCAACCAGUCGGGAAGCCUCUCGCAGGGCAUACCUUGACUGUCACUCGCGUAGCCUUUAGUCCAGAUGACAGGUUCGUGCUCUCCGUAUCGCGGGAUCGCUCUUGGCGUCUGUAUGAAUAUAAGGAAGACAAUGGCUAUAUCCCUGUAGCAGCUGACAGAACCCACGCGCGUAUAAUUUGGGACUGCGCAUGGGCUCCUGAGGGGGUUGCUUUUGCGACUGCGUCCAGGGAUAAAACGGUGAAAGUCUGGCAACCCAAAGUUGCAGACAACUUCGAGCAAUGGGCAGCCGUUGCCACGCUUAAAACGGUAGAGGCAGCUACCGCUCUGACUUUUGCACCCAAGAGCACGGAUGGAAGGAGCACCCUGGCUAUAGGGUUGGAAAACGGCGCUAUCCUCAUUUACUCAUGUCCCCAGGACAAUUGGGUAGACUGGCGGCUUGACCUCACGAUUGACUCAAGCACUGCACAUGUCGAUCACAUACAUCGCUUGGAAUGUCGGCCUUGCACCAACGACGCAGGGAUGCAGCUAGCUAGCUGUAGUGAAGAUAAUACAUUGAAGAUUCUGACUGUCCGUACUGUGCAAUCAGGAUCAGAGACUAAACACAGUACGUAG